Cuscuta campestris is the source of this 2103-nucleotide messenger RNA. The record is from the annotation of a GenBank genome assembly. NCBI's taxonomy places the organism in Eukaryota, Viridiplantae, Streptophyta, Magnoliopsida, Solanales, Convolvulaceae.
AGGAGUCGGGUCCAUCAGACCCGAUAUCCAUCACAAGCCCUCUAGUUUUCUGGCGACAUGUCGCUAGAAAACUAAUGAUGAGCCGCCUUCGGUUUUCAUUUCGGAUUAGAAACAUCGCACUCGUGUGCCUUGGGUCCCUCCUUUCAACGGAUAUAACCCCUUAUGGACUCGUCUUCUCCCUCCUCUGAAAUGGCUCCUGUAGAUCCCGCAACCUGGACGCAUGAAUCCUCUAUCAUCAAGGAGGACGAACUUCGAGAAGUGGCCGUACUUCAGGGCAAAAGUUUCCGGGUCCACCAUCCUGACGCUGUCGGUGGAAUUAGUUUAUCCCACAACCCAAACCCUCAGAAGUAUAUGGUCAUGCACUAUCACUCUGUGGAGAAUGGGUUCAGAUUACCCCUCCAUGGUCUACUCCACGACAUCUGCCGCCAUUUCGGAUUUGCUCCUGGCCAGUUGACCGCCAAUGCGCACAAGUAUGUUGCGUCCUAUAUCUUGGGGUGCUGUGCCCUGGACAGAACCCCGACACUGGACGAAUUCCUCAUCUUCUUCAGUACUGGUGGGCCUUUCCCUUAUUACAACCUAUUUCCUCAUCCCCAUGCUCUAAUCUUUGAGAGGGUUGAGUUUAAACACGACAAAUGGUCCCACCGCUACUUCGUCGUUGAGUUCCCGGUUCACAACCCCUUAGAUCUGUCGAGUGUCGUUCUCCGUAGUUCUAUUUCUCGGACAAAGUUCGCUGCAGUACCCCUGGCGGAGGCAGCAUACUACGCCUUGAGAGAGGAAAGGGGUUUGAUUCCACAUCACUCCCUUCAAGACGCAAGGUUAUACAAGAAGGCGGAUCUUUACUACCCCCUGGAUCCUGACCCCAUCCCGUUUGAAGGGGUGUAUUCCCCUAAAAGGUCAAAGGCUCCUCCUGUUGUGGAAUCCAAUCAGUCGAGAUCUCUUCCGGGAACCAGGCCCAAGAAACGGCCACGGGAAGGAGUCACUGAUGAUGACUUCUUUCCCAAGAAGAACAAGUAUGAGGGUACUCCCACUUUGCCCAGCCCCCUGACCACAUCUUCUGGUACCCAGAGUACCGCCCCUGCUGCCGCAUCCGGAGGUAUGGAGUUACCCAACCCGGAUAACUUAGAUCGUGAGGGGGAUGAACUUCUGGACCAAUCAGCACUCAAAAGACCUACACUGCAGCCUCAGCUUGAGGUGAUCAAUACCUCUCCACUAGGCGCAACCAUUUCCCAAGGGAUAGAGGAAGAAGCUGACAGGCAGAAAGAGCCGGAGACUUCUCCUGCGAGAGAGAAGGAGGUUGAAGUGCAGAAAGAAUUGGAUGCUUCCUCCACGAUGGAGAAAGAAGCUGAAGAGCAAAAAGCUGAAAGGUCCAAGGUCAAGUCCCUGCAAGAGCAGAUUACUACUUACCAAAGGGGGACCCAGGACCUUGAAGCGCAGUUUGACAGACUCCGGGCACAAAUCUCUAUCCUAGAGUCAAGGGUCUCAGCUUCAGAAGACAAGGUAGGGAGUCUAAAGACUGAGUUGGUUGAAAGGGAGUCCCGGAUCUCUGAGCUUGAGAGUUCCCUCCAUGACGCCAAGCAAGAGGGCUCCCAUCUUAACAACCUCGUGAUAAAACACAUAGAGGCGAAACGGCUUAUCCUCGGGAAGUUGGAGAAAGAGAGACAGACUGCCCGCGAGCUCCGAUCAAGGAUGGGUGAACUGGAGAAGACAAUAGCUGCUCAUCAAGGGGAGGUGGCUGCCCUGACCACCAUCUAAAAUGCCUAAAAUUUACUACAUUUCUCAUUUAUUGUAAGUAGAAGUUGUUUUGAAAGUUUUUUUUGCAUUUGAGGCGGGAUAGAAGUGUUUUAUGAGACGCGCAAAAUAUGAAACAGGAAGAUCUUUUUGGGACGGAGGGAGUACUUUGUAACAUUUAAAUGGUAGCAACUCGACAAUGCUUGUGACAUUUUAUCCUUUGUCAUUAUCUCUUUCAUAUCCACGUUUCUGUAGACUCCUUCCUUUGGGCAAACUGUUUCUCCUUUUGGGAUUCUUAUCUCUCUCUAGGACUUAGCAGAAUUUUAUCCGCUUCAGUUUUGGGUUUAACCAUGCUUAUAAAGUGCUGUUUUUCCU